AUGGCUACCAUUCAGGAUUUACUGGCAAAUGAUACAUCCGCGGCAUCCCAGUCAACGCAGUAUGUGAACACGGUUGAAGCAUACGACAAAUGGGCAGAGGUCUACGACACAGAUGGGAAUUUUCUUCAACGCCUUGACACAAUCGAGAUGCGCUCUCUACUCCCUCGAUUCCUCGAUUGCGUUAAGACCCACGUGCAGGACCAGUCAGAAACAGGAACCUCCAAACCCAGUUUAGUAGAUUUGGGAUGUGGCACAGGUCGGAACACAAUACAAUUACUCGACAUCCUGUCCGCCAACAAAACCGAUACCUUCAAUGUUGUUGGGCUCGAUGCUUCACCCGGCAUGCUAGAAGUAGCGCGGGGUGCAAUCAAGGAGUAUGCGACGAAACGGGAAAUCCCACAAGAGGUGUCUUUAGGGAUUAUCGAUCUCCUGCAACCUGUAUCAUUGCCCCACUUGCCGCCUUCCCUAGGCAAAGGAGCUGCAGGUGUGAUAUCAACGCUUGUGCUAGAGCACAUCCCGCUUGCACUAUUCUUUGUGGCUGCGUCGGCAAUCAUGAGACCUGGCGGGUAUCUUCUGGUGACGAACAUGCAUGCUGAAAUGGGCAUGCGAAGCCAAGCUGGGUUCACUGAUCCACAGAGUGGAGUCAAGAUUAGGCCUACGAGUUAUUGUCAUACUAUUCCCGAGGUUUUGGAGGCAGCCCAGGAUGCAGGAUUCUCAGUCCAGGAGAUUUCUGGAGCAAGUGAAAAUGGAGAUCAUGGCGACGGGGUGCUGGUUCGAGGGGUGGAUGAGAGUUUGGGGCUUGUGCUGGGGCCGAGGGCAAAGAAAUGGGUUGGGGUCAAGGUUUGGUUUGGUGUUUGUUUCAGGAAGACGAGUUAG
Molecule: messenger RNA, 876 nt
Organism: Penicillium soppii
Lineage: Eukaryota; Fungi; Ascomycota; Eurotiomycetes; Eurotiales; Aspergillaceae
Product: class I SAM-dependent DNA methyltransferase
Exons: 2
Coding region: 1-876 (291 amino acids)
Source: RefSeq, a predicted model, not a curated record